UGACAGAAACCCACUAAAAAAAAGUUAGCCCAACAACAAACCCAGAUGAAAAGUAGCGAAGUAAAUCUAGAUCAAACACCAAAAGUCCAUCCCUACCUGGAAAAUUGAACACAUGAAAACAAACCCUAACCCCCAAAAUAUUACUACUAUCUUUCAAUUUCAAUUUGGUCAUUAUAAUCUUUAUAAAUUUCUUUCCUUUUUUACGUGAUCUAUCUAUAUCUAUAUGUAUUCAUACUGAUAAUAUAUACACCCAUUAAAUAUUUAGCUUCCUGUAAUUUAUAAAGUAAAAAAAAAAAAAAAAAGGAUGAAUGGUGGGGCAAAUAAUAAUAAUAAGAAAAGUGGGGGUAAAGAAGAAGAACAAGAUGGUUUGUCGGUUCAUUCUCCUUGCAAACCUCCCAAUUCUUCUGCUUCUUCUCUUCGCAAGGAGCAAUCACAGGUUGAUUUGGAGCUUAAAUUACUAGAAGCUCUUGAAAUUUAUCCACCUGUGAAAUUGCGAGGAAUACACCGCCACUUUGUUCUUUAUGGGCUAACAGAAUAUAUGCGGAGAAGCUUCAAUAGGCAGUUUUCUGCAUCAGAUGUCCUACAGAUGCUAGAUCGUUUUUAUAACUUGGAAAUGCUGAAGCCGGAUGAUGAGGAGAUCGGUAUCUUGAAUCAAGUCGAAGAAUUUAGUUUGCCACCAAGUUAUUUUACGAAGGAAGAAUCUUGAACACAACUUACCCUCUGUAAAUAGACAUCUUCUCUCAUCAAGUUGUUCCUCGACUUCUAUUAGAGUUAGGAUCCUAUAUAGAGACUUGUUUGGGAUCUUGAAUUUUGCUAUCUUUAUCAUAUCAUAUGAUCCUAUUAUGCUUGAAAUGCAUUUUUUUGUA
Molecule: messenger RNA, 866 nt
Organism: Erigeron canadensis
Lineage: Eukaryota; Viridiplantae; Streptophyta; Magnoliopsida; Asterales; Asteraceae
Exons: 5
Coding region: 305-706 (133 amino acids)
Biological process (GO): regulation of transcription by RNA polymerase II
Cellular component (GO): nucleus; NuA4 histone acetyltransferase complex
Source: RefSeq, a predicted model, not a curated record